AUGGAUGGAGGUGGUUCUACAUUUGAUCUUACAGCACCGGUACAAUUGAUGCAGCCGAAAAUAAAUGUUUCGAAAUAACAAGAGCAGACAAUAAAUAAAGGAUAGAAAGAGGUAAAUAGAGAUUGAAUAAAUCAGUUACAGCCAUAGAAGACACAGACUUCAAAUUCAAAACUGCCUUAAUUGGGUAAUAAUUAGAAUGCUUCAAAGAGUGUGAAUUAGAAAGGUUCAUAGGUAGGACAACAUCAUUCUCCGAAAUCUUUAUCGAAAGUAAAAAAGAUUGAAUUAUUCCGUGAUGCAUUAUAAUAGGCAACAACGAAAUUGAUACGUAUAGAUAAGUAUAAGAGAUAGCUCCUGGGAAGAAAGAUAAGGAUAAGAAUCAGAAACCGAAGCCUUUAUAGGAAACUCAAUCGUAAUAGAUAGAGGAGAUAAAAAAAGAAUAUGAGGAUUUAGUAUAAAAUCAUUAUAAAGAUUUAUAUGCUCAUAUUGGUAAUGAGCAAUAAAAGAGUUUGCAUGAUUUGUAUAAUAAGAGAAUCUUUACAGCAUUACAUGAUUUGGAAUAGAAGCCAAAAAUAUAGGGUGCAUUGGAAAGAAAGGAAGAAUAAUUAAAUAAGCAACGAUUAUAUAAGGAUAGAUUAUUAUAUGAGAUAAAGCAGAUGAUAAUAAAGAGUAGAAGGAUGGAUGAAUUAUUAAAUGAUUUGGCAAUAUAGAAUGAUGAUACAGAGGUGAAGGAAACAAUAGAAGAAUUGAUAGAAAAGGAGUAGAUACAAGAGGAGAAGAUGGCUAAGCAAGCAUAUGAAAUAGCUAAGCUUCGAGAUAUGUAUGGAAAACGAAGUAAUUAGAGUAAUUAAACAAAGGAAAAUUAUUAUUGGAAGUGUAGAAGUAAUGUUAGAUUACAUAUGAUGGAUUGAAAAUUAAAUACUAAUAAUAUGAGGCAUCUUCUUAGAGUAUGAUGAGUAGAAAGAAAUAAUUAGAAUCAUUAUCAAAGAUAAUAACUAAAUAUAGAAGUGAAUGUUAUAAUUAACAGAAUUUUUUUGGAGCAAGUUUGAAAAGAGGAUUUGAUCCUAUGUUAGAAGAGAUAUUAGAAGAUGAAUUAUCAAAAUGUGGUGAUUUAUAAGCAUUAGAGAUUGUUUAAUAAGGAGAGAAGAAGAUCAUUGGAAUUAAAGAAUAAAAUGAGAAAAAGAAAAAAGGAGAAAAAAAAGAUAAGGCUAAAUUAGCUAUAGAGAAUGCGACUGAAAAUAUUAAUAAAUAAAAGGGUGAUAUUUAAUAAGAAUUAGAAAAGAAAGUAAGUAUAUAUAUAUAACAAUCAUUUAGAAAUAAAUGUUUUAAAAGUUGAGAGUGGUAACAAGUAUUGCAAGUUAGGAGGAUAUGUAAAAGUACAAACUUAAUAUGGAUUUAGAUUAGUAGGAAUUAAAAAAUAUAUAAGAAUAUGUAGGAAAGGAGAUAGAAAGAUAUGAAAGAUAGAAUGAAGAAUUAAGAGGAGAAAUAAAGAAGUUAAAAUAUGAAUAAGAGAAUUCUAUUUUAGAUGCUUAAAUUAAUUUAGAUGAAUAAGAAAGAGAAGUUACUAAAUAAUAAGAUCUACUUUAAGAGAAAGAGAAAUAAGUAAAAAAGGUUGAAAAAUCUAUAGAUGAGGUUACAAUGUCAUUAUCAAGAAUAAUGUAUUAAUUAAGUGGGAAAGGAAUGAAACCUAAAAAUAUAGAGAUAAAAAGACAUGCUUUAGUUGCUACUGCAUCUACUAUCUAAUUAAGAUUAGAAAGAAUGCUGACUGUUUUAUCUAAAACUUAAGAAUUUUUAAAUGAAGAAUCUAUCAACACUAAUCCUAGAUAUAAUAAAGUUGAAGAUUUUAUUUGUCUUAAUCCAAAGGUAAUAUAUAAUAUAUAUUUUAUCAAUAGAGUUAUAUUACCUAAGAUAUAAAUGAAAAUGUUGAAACCAACAUUAAAUUUGUAUACAAAGAAGAAGAUAGCUCAGACGAAGAUUGUAAAGAUAUGGAUGAAGUUCGACAAUAAGUCAAAUCUAGAGCUUAGGAAGAUAAACCUUAAGUUGUGAUACCUCCAAAAAAGGAUAAAAAACCUAAAUGA
This is a messenger RNA of Paramecium sonneborni, 2075 nucleotides long. Lineage: Eukaryota; Ciliophora; Oligohymenophorea; Peniculida; Parameciidae. The record is from the annotation of a GenBank genome assembly.